Molecule: messenger RNA, 2687 nt
Organism: Anopheles moucheti
Lineage: Eukaryota; Metazoa; Arthropoda; Insecta; Diptera; Culicidae
Gene: Pgant6
Product: N-acetylgalactosaminyltransferase 6
Exons: 2
Coding region: 699-2528 (609 amino acids)
Cellular component (GO): Golgi apparatus
Source: RefSeq, a predicted model, not a curated record
CCAUAUGCUUAUGGUUAAUAUCUUUAAUUUAAUUCAAUUCAUCCAUCGUGCUCAUUUGCAUAUAAUUCCCCGCUACGGUUAACGGGUUCGUGAAAUAUAUCUAUCUGACGCAUCUAUCCGCUCCGCAAAUAAAACAAUUUGCCGGAAUGUCAAAUAAAGUUGCAGCUUGUAAAAAGAAUAAUCCAAACUAAUGACGCAAACCACUUGUUGCAAUCAGCUACGAAGUAAACAACAUGAUCAUCUAGUACCAGAGUGGGUGUUUUACGAUUAGAAUUCAGAUGGAUUCAGCUGCAUUUUAGCUAUCGAAUCUCGGGACCUGGCUGGCAUUCUUGCACAGGAAAGAGAACAAAUUAUAUUUCAGGGAAUAGUGAUGAGAUGCGUAUGAUGAGAACAAGUCCCGUUAUACCGGUUUGAAGUUUCUUUUUCGGGUUUGUUUUUAUCGUACCCCGGCGGUUGUUGGCCAGUGAAAGGCAUCGUGAAAGUAUACCAGAACGGCAGGAGAUGGUACACAGAAUGCACCGUAGGGAAGUGUUUGCAAAGAAUCGAUUUCCUAUCGCUUGCUGAAAGCGUUCUAUUUCUUGUGCAUAGUGUUUGAGUGCGUUACAGCAUACCAGUAUUGCCUUUGCCAGCUCAUCACCGCGGGAAGACGGUAUCAUUGACAGCGAUUACGGGUAGCACACAUAGGUGCAAGUCUGGUGAUGAGGAGAAACGUCCGUACACUGGUGAAAUACGCGUUUGUUUCAGGUGGAGUGUUGUUGUUUCUCACGCUUAUCAUCCGGUCGUUCAGUGAGGAUGGCAAAGCACCACUGAACGGUGUGUUUGGCCCGGAGGCACUCGUGCAGAAAGUGCCGCACGCAAAAGAAGGAUCGUUUUUCAAUGAACCUCCGAAGAAUGUGCAUCAAAAGCGGAUCGACUGGCACAACUACGAUCUUAUCCAUGAGGAAGCCAAACGGAGCGGCAUCGGAGAGCAAGGCAAGGCAGGCCAUUUGGACAAAAGCGAGGUCGACCUGAAAGAUAAGCUGUUCAAGAAGAAUGGGUUCAACGCAGUGCUGAGUGAUAAAAUUUCACUGAAUCGAUCGCUGCCCGACAUACGCCAUCGCGGUUGUCGGAAGAAACAAUACCUCGACGAACUUCCGACCGUAAGUGUUGUCGUACCAUUCUACAAUGAACACUGGAGUACGCUGCUACGGACCGCGUCGAGUGUGUUGCUUCGGUCACCUCCGGAACUCAUUGCUGAAAUCAUCCUUGUGGAUGACUGUAGCACGAAGGAUUUCCUGAAGCAGCAGCUAGAUGAUUACGUUUCGGAGAAUAUGCCUAAAGUGAAGAUCGUCAGAUUACCGGAACGGUCGGGGCUGAUAGCUGCCCGGCUGGCUGGUGCCAAAAUUGCUACGGCCGAUGUGCUCAUCUUCCUGGAUUCGCACACGGAAGCGAACGUGAACUGGUUGCCUCCGUUGCUGGAACCGAUUGCCAUCGAUUAUCGUACCUGUGUAUGCCCGUUCAUCGAUGUUGUCGAUUGGGACACGUUCGAGUAUCGGGCACAGGACGAAGGUGCCCGCGGUGCUUUCGAUUGGAAGUUCUUUUAUAAACGGCUGCCUCUGUUGCCCAAGGAUUUGCAAAAUCCCACCGAACCGUUCGAAAGUCCGGUAAUGGCGGGUGGACUGUUUGCGAUCAGUGCUAAGUUUUUCUGGGAAAUUGGAGGCUACGACGAAGGUUUAGACAUCUGGGGCGGUGAGCAGUACGAGCUAAGCUUCAAGGUGUGGCAAUGCGGUGGCAAGAUGUACGACGCACCAUGCUCGCGCGUUGGUCAUAUCUACCGUGGGUACGCACCGUUUGGUAACCCGCGCAAGAAAGACUUCCUGACGCGCAACUACAAACGUGUGGCCGAAGUAUGGAUGGACGAGUACAAGGAAUAUCUGUACAUGCGCGAUCGGAAGAAGUACGAAAACACGGACGUGGGAGACAUCUCGCGGCAGCUGGCGAUCCGUGAGAAGCUGCAGUGUAAACCGUUCAAAUGGUUCAUGACACAUGUGGCGUUCGAUCUGGUCGAAAAGUACCCGCCAAUAGAGCCACCAGACUUUGCAAACGGUGCCAUACAGAGUGUGGCCAGUCCGGGGCUUUGCGUUGAUACGCUGAACCAUGGCGAAAAGCAAACGAUUGGUCUGUAUUCAUGCGCUAAAGAUAGGGUACAGCCACAGCCUAAUCAGUAUUUCCAGCUGUCCUGGCAUCGGGAUUUGCGCAUCAAGUUUGGCGAACUUUGUUGGGACGUGUCGGAGAGCGUUCCGAAUGCAAAAAUUCUACUUUACCACUGUCAUGGUGGACAGGGUAAUCAGCUGUGGCGGUACGAUCCCGAGUCGCAAAUGCUCAAGCAAGGUAAAAAUAAUCGUUGCCUCGACAUGAACCAGGACAAUCGCGAAAUAUUUGUGAAUCCGUGCGAUCUUGCCAAUCCGCGACAAAGGUGGCACUGGGGCUUCGUUAACAUGACUUCGAUAGCGCAAUGGGAUUCGUACGGUGCUAAAGUGAUCGAAUGAACGCACGCACACAGCACCUAGUUAACAGGUUAAUCUUUUACAACUAAAUCGGCCAGAGUCUGGUGUACAAUUCGUUUGCGUUUAUCAAGCGUUGGUUGUGAAGCUUCUGAAAAGCAGCAGCAUUUUGCUCAAAUCACGAUGGAUGGAAUGUAGUGAAAU